Messenger RNA from Aspergillus ruber CBS 135680, 2143 nucleotides. RefSeq names its product RNA-binding protein. The transcript has 4 exons. Bases 494 to 1738 code for a protein of 414 amino acids. Gene Ontology annotation, molecular function: mRNA binding. NCBI's taxonomy places the organism in Eukaryota, Fungi, Ascomycota, Eurotiomycetes, Eurotiales, Aspergillaceae. The record is from RefSeq and is a predicted model, not a curated record. Gene Ontology annotation, cellular component: ribonucleoprotein complex; cytoplasm; nucleus.
GCAAUGGCACGGAACACUAGAAUUGAACCACAUAAGUUCAUCCUUGGGACAGAUCCGAUCGAUCCCUGGUCAGGAACCAUUCGUUGCUUUUGUAUGAUUUGUUAUCUCCCACAGGAUCGCCGUAUGAUAUAUCCUGGGAGUGUUACCUACCUCCCAUAUGCUACAGGACACUAAUAAAUAUGUUCAGCUCAGCAAGCCCAUUUUCCAGCCGCAGCGCAGACUGAUAUCGAAUUCGCAAUGCAAUUGCACCUGACACUGCCUCUUUAUUCGUCAGCUGUUUUUGAUCCGGGUUUUGCAACUGGGUUAUUUCUUUUUCUCACUUUGCUGCGUUCCUUUUCAAUCGCUGUCAGCGGUUGCAACUGAGUCAAUUGCUGACGUCUGCUGUUAUAAGUCUACGGUGUAUUCUUGGAUUACUGGGUCAUAUAACCACCUUUCAACUCAUAACCUGUUCUUGCUCUUCAUUAUCCUUCUGCAUAUCCUACGUUACAGCAAUAUGCCUACCCGCGAGAAAUCACGCCCGAGACCUCGUGGGUCCGACGAAGAAUUCGUAGUCUUUCUUCAAGGGAUCCCAGCUCACUGCCGCUGGCAAGAACUCAAAGACCUCAUCCGCCAAACAGCCGUUCAUAUCCGCCAGGCUGUAGUCUACGACGACAGUCAUGGUUUUCCUACUGGGCUAGGACAGAUAAUUGUUAAGAAUGAAGAGGAGGCGUGGAGGACUUAUCAUCGACUAUCCGCUAACGGCUGGGAAGGACAGAGUAUAGUCGUCACGCUCUCGAGAACCUGUUCCCCGACUCGUCCCAUCGCAGGCCCCACCAGAGGUCCGGCUUGUGUGUUUCCUUCUGGUUACAUGUCUGGCUACUCGACGCCACCUCGUGUGACCCAGAAUCUGGCUGCCCCCGGUUCUCCAGAAUCUUUAUACCAGAGCCCAGAGUAUGCACCGAUCAUAGGUCUCCCUCAGCCACCGCCAUCAUUCAUCCAUAUAUUCCAAGAUCCUCUUUCUCCACCGACAGCCCCAGGUCCAGGUCCAGCCGUCGCCUGCGAACCAUCGUUAUAUACCUUCACCGUCCCUCCACCGACAUAUCAAUUCCAGCCUAUCCCCGAACCAGCCGCACACCCCCCAGCGAAGUCUCUUUCCAACGUCCCAAGCUACAUCACCAACUCCUACACAAAACCCACCCGCCGCACAAUCCUCGCCCAGAACCUCAACGUAAACACCACACAAGCAAACCUAGUCUCUCUCUUUCAAGAGGCCGGCCCUAUCGAACAAUGCCAGUUCGACACAACCACAACCACUGCCGCCUACACCCGCCACAAACAACAAUCAGCCAGAAUCACAUUCACAACGCCAGACUCUGCCAAACGCGCCGUCACAUUAUUCAACAACACCGCGUUCAUGGGCUCAAAGAGAAUCCGCGUUUGCAUAGAUCGAAACCCCAACCCCAAUCCCAGCCCAAACCGGAUCUCAAACCACAACCAGGCCACAACUGUGGCUACAAAAGCAACCAGCGCAGCAAGCACAAGCUCGACAACACCUGCUUCAAGCCCUAGCCCUAGUCCUGGUCCUUAUUCUUAUCGUGGCCAUAGUAGUGCCGGAACUAGUCCUGCGCAUAGUGUUACGGGCGGGUCUAGACCUGCGUCGAAGGAUGGACCUGCUCCGCAACAGUCGGUGGAUAGGUGUCAGCCGUUGGUGGUGAAUGGGUCUGGGGUUGGGAGGAAUGCGGUUGGUGUUGUUCAUUGAUUGCUUUCUUUUUUCAUGAAUUUGCCGAAAAAUAUCUCGAAAAGAAGUACCUGCUAUUCUGCAUUUAUUAGAGCGUCUUUGGAGGGACUGGGAUUGGUAUGGGUUGGUUAGGUUAGGCUAGGUUAGGCUAGGUUAGGAUAUAGGUCAGGUUAAUAGAAUGCGUUGCUAUUCGCCCAACUCAGUAGCCAUGCAAUUGUCUAAAUACAUAAAACUCGUCAUAUCAUCUAAUUCCAAGUCAAUCAGCAUCAAUUAAUCAUUCCUCAUCAUCAAUCAAUCAAAUCAGUAUACAGCGUCGCGUCGCACGUGCCAUGUAUAAUAGUAAAACAAAUAUAACGCCUCCAAUGUAAAUCUAAAUGUAAAUGUGCCAGGAUGAAUGCAAUGUCAAGAAAGGAAAGGCAAAGAAAA